Nezara viridula (southern green stink bug) is the source of this 1668-nucleotide messenger RNA. The record is from the annotation of a GenBank genome assembly. NCBI's taxonomy places the organism in Eukaryota, Metazoa, Arthropoda, Insecta, Hemiptera, Pentatomidae.
AUGUGUAAUUUAAACUGGAUUUGUGUUUUUAUUUCGAUUUUAAUAAGUAUUUGCGUUUGUAAAAAUCGGCCAGAAGUAAGGACUCUUCAAGGUACCGUUAGGGGAUUGUAUACCAAAACAAUCAACAACCGGCAAAUAGCCAGUUUUGAAGGAAUUCCUUAUGGAAAACCCCCUUCAGGAAAGCAUCGUUUCAAGGCACCUGUUGCAUAUGGCCUAUGGUAUGGUGUCUGGAAUGCGACCAGAGAACCACCUCCUUGCCUUCAAAUUGAUUAUCAAAGCAAUCCUAAAGGUAUAAGAGGUUCUGAAGAUUGCCUGUACAUCAAUGUGUACACUCCACAGUUGCCUGUGGAUUCAGCUGAGCCUAGAUUAUUUGAUGUUAUUGCUUUUAUUCAUGGAGGAGCAUAUAUAGAAGGAGAUUCUAAAUUGCAUGAUCCUUCUAUCCUGCUCGAUAGGGAUAUAGUCUUGGUUACAUUCAAUUAUAGGGUUGGAAUCCUUGGAUUCCUGAGCACUGAAGAUGAUUUAGUACCUGGAAAUAAUGGUCUGAAAGACCAGGUAUUGGCUCUAAAAUGGAUUCAACAAAAUAUUGAAUUUUUUGGAGGUAACCCGAAGAGCGUGACCCUUGGAGGCCACUCUUCUGGAGGCGGUAGUUGUCAUUUUCACAUGUUAUCUCCACUUAGUAAAGGUUUAUUCAAAAAUGCUAUUAUUAUGAGUGGAGUGUUUUUGAAGAUGAGUGAAAAUCCAAAAGAAAAAGCUAAAAUUGUUGCUAACGAUCUUGGCUGUCCUACAAAUGAUUCUCAUUCAAUGAUAAAUUGUCUUAGAAACAGACCAGCGAACCACAUUGUAGGAUUAGCAUCAAAAUUGCAGGAAGGUAAUUAUCCUACUAUGCCGGUCGGUCCAGUUAUCGAACCAGCUGGUCCUAAUGCUUUUAUUUCUGAAUCACCAAUUCAGAUAAUCAAGAAUAAAGGUGCUGCUGACGUACCAACACUAAUAUCAUUUGUUGCCGAUGAGGCAUUGAUUAUGACUGCAGGAAUUACAACCAAUGAUAACAAUUUUGAUGAAUUUCUAAAAAAUUGGGAAAGUAUCAUACCUCAUUUUUUGGCAUUCAAUUACACUGUGCCUAUUGAAUCCAAGUCUCAGAUAAUCCAAAAGAUUAAGGAUCAUUAUAAAAUUGAAAACAGUGCUGAUGGCAAGAGGAAUUUACUCAAGUUGGCCAAUGAUCGUUUCUUCGAGGCAGGAAUUAGUAAAGUUGUUAAGUUAACUGGCUCACUCUAUUCCUCUCCUAUCUACUUAUAUAAGUUUUCUUAUAAAGGUCAAUUUUCACUCAUAGAUUUUAUUACGAAAGAAAACUUGGGUGUUUGCCAUGGCGAUGACCUUUACUACACGGUGGGUUAUUUACGUGGAGGUAAAAAUGUGAUAAAUUCGGAAAAAGAUCUACAAGUUUCAAAUCUAAUGUUGGAUGUUUGGGCUUCAUUUGCUGCCAACGGGUCUCUUGGAGAAAAUUGGCAAUCUGUUCAACAGGAGUUACCAAAGAUUGUCUAUACUGAAAUAAAAGGCCCAGAUGAUUUGCAAUUGUUAGCGGCUGAUGAAUUAGGAGAAGAAGCUUUCUGGGAUUCUCUCGGUUUAAAAGAAAAUGUUGAAUCGACUGUUGUAACUCAUACUGAAUUAUAA